Molecule: messenger RNA, 606 nt
Organism: Pipistrellus nathusii (Nathusius's pipistrelle)
Lineage: Eukaryota; Metazoa; Chordata; Mammalia; Chiroptera; Vespertilionidae
Source: the annotation of a GenBank genome assembly
AUGGAGAGGGUGUGGGCGCUUGUGCUGCUGGCCGCGCUGGGCAGCGCCCGGGCGGAGCGCGACUGCCGGGUGAGCAGCUUCCAAGUGAAGGAGAACUUCGACAAGGCGCGGUUCGCCGGGACCUGGUAUGCCAUGGCCAAGAAGGACCCCGAAGGCCUCUUCCUGCAGGACAACAUCAUCGCCGAGUUCUCCGUGGACGAGAACGGCCAGAUGAGCGCCACAGCCAAGGGCAGAGUCCGCCUGUUUAAUAACUGGGACGUGUGCGCAGACAUGGUGGGCACCUUCACAGACACUGAGGACCCUGCCAAGUUCAAGAUGAAGUACUGGGGUGUAGCGUCCUUUCUCCAGAGAGGAAACGACGACCAUUGGAUCAUCGACACGGACUACGACACCUAUGCCUUGCAGUACUCCUGCCGCCUCCUGAACCUGGACGGCACCUGCGCUGACAGCUACUCCUUCGUGUUUGCCCGCAACCCUUACGGCCUGCCCCCGGAAGUGCAGAGGAUCGUGAGGCGGAGGCAGGAGGAGCUGUGCCUGGGCAGGCAGUACAGGCUGAUUAUACACAACGGUUACUGUGAUGGCAAAUCAGAAAGAAACCUUUUGUAG